AUGCCCGCGGAAAGUAGGCUGCCUCUCUGUCUCAUUCUAAUCGUCGACUGCGUUAUAAUGGCCAAUCAGCAGCAAGUCUCAUAUCAUCUAAUUGGGUUCCCGCUAGCCCUGCAGCUUCUCGCAUUGGAUGCAAUACCAGCCCUAUCAGCUAGGCUCCCGGUAGUUAACUCUGACGACCAGACGAUUGCUGAGCUAGUAUGGCCUGGCCUCCCGUCUUACGGCUCACUAACUCUCAGAGCAGUGCUAGCUGCAGAGUGGGAUCCCGAGCUUGCUGUUCAGCCAACAAUAGAUGUGGUCAGCCCAGACAACAAGGAUGGAUGA
This is a messenger RNA of Thlaspi arvense, 321 nucleotides long. Lineage: Eukaryota; Viridiplantae; Streptophyta; Magnoliopsida; Brassicales; Brassicaceae. The record is from the annotation of a GenBank genome assembly.